GUGAAACAGUAAACAUGAAGCUCGUAUCAUUUGUGACUGUUGUUUGUUUAUUUAUUGGUGCUGAAUCAUUUUUGAUGUUUCCAUGUAGUCCUAGCUACUUAAUUGAUUUUUUCUUUAAAUCCUACAUUCCAAGACGCUUACAAUCUCAUUAUGAAAAGGAUCUAAUGAAAUACGCUAUUCCUGGGGAAGAAUGCAACAGAAAAUGCACUCAAAAUGACCAAAAAGUUUGUUAUUUCAAAUUUACUCUAGAAUAUUAUCAAGUCAUGGGCGGUGCAUGCAACAAUUGCUUAAAAGGAAACCACACUGACUGUUUUCAUACUCAAUGUGUAGUUGGCGAUGGAAUCGAAAGAACAUUUCUUGCUGUCAAUCGUCAACUGCCUGGUCCAGCUAUACAAGUUUGUCAAAAUGACAUCAUUGUUGUAGAUGUAGAAAAUGAAUUGGAUGGAAUGGCUACAACAAUUCAUUGGCAUGGCUUUUUGCAAAAAGGAACUCCAUAUAGCGAUGGUGUUCCAUUUUUAACUCAAUGUCCAAUACAAUUUUCAUCAAAAUUUCGUUACACAUUUUAUGCAAAAGAAUCAGGAACGCAUUUUUAUCAUUCACAUGCAGGACUUCAUAAAACAAAUGGACUUUAUGGAGCACUGAUUGUACGCUCAAAGCCAUUAGAGAAUUUAUAUGAUUUUGACUUUCCCGAAUUUUAUAUUUUUUGUGCUGAUUGGAUGCACGAGUAUGCUGAAGAGUAUUACCCCGGAUUAGCAUCUAAAUUGCCCAUAGUUCACUCAAUCCUCAUCAAUGGACACAGUAAAUUUUUGAAUAAAACCACAAUGAAGUACUCGGACGCACCGUUGACACUGUACAACGUCCAACCAAACAUACGUUAUCGCUUCCGUAUUAUAAAUGCAGCAUUUAAUGUUUGUCCAUUCCAAAUACAAAUUGAGCGACAUAAUUUUACAAUAAUUGAAAGUGAUGGCGAACAAAUGGAACCAAUGACUGUUGAUACUUUAUAUUUUCUACCUGGCGAGCGUUAUGAUAUCACUGUACAUACAGUUCAUGAAGUGCGAGAUUAUUGGAUUCGAGUAACAACAUUAUUCCCAUGCAUAAAUACAAACACAAUUGAAGGAUUUGCAGUUUUAAGAUACCACAAUAAAGUAAUGGAUGGAAUGAGAAAUGUAAAUGUUGAGUUUGUUAGCAAUACUCUACCAUUAUGGAAUGAAAGCUUUGCAAUAGGCAAAAUGUUCAAUACACCGCAACCAACCAUUCAUGGAAUUUCUGUUGCAGAGACUAAAUCGCAUAACGCAAAGGAAAAUUUCAUUAGCUCAGCUGCUGAUCAAAUAUUUUAUUUAAUUUUCGAUACACCACUUUUCAAUAAUGAAGUUCUCUUCACGUCAAAGAAGGCAUUCAAGUUUAUGGUUGCCGCAGACAAGUUCAAUCUCAACAACGCCGGUACAAUCAACAAUAUCAGUCUCAUGACUCCACCAUUUUCACUACUCUCACAAAAGUCCAUCUACAAUGAAUCAAUUUUUUGUGAUGUAAAAAAUUUGAAGAAUGCAAAUUGCAUUGAAAAUUCAUCAGUAUGUCAGUGCAUUCAUAGGCUGAAGGUAAAACUCGGAUCUAUAGUUGAAUUAGUGCUUAUUGAUCUCAAAGAUCCAUUUACACAUCCAUUUCAUCUGCAUGGACAUAAGUUUUAUGUAAUGGAUAUGGGAAUACUUGAUAAAAAUGUGUCUAUUGAUGAAAUUCUGAAAAAUGGAAUUGAAAAACCGAAAAAUUCUAAUGAAAAUCCACCACUGAAAGAUACAAUUCAAAUUCCAAAUACGGGAUAUGUGAGAGUUAAAUUUAAAGCCAACAACUUAGGCUUCUGGAUUGGACAUUGCCAUUUUGACUUUCAUUUAGCACUCGGCAUGGCUGUCAUCUUUCAAGUAGGUGAGCUCAGUGAAAUGAAGAAAGCGCCCGAUGGCUAUACCGAAUGCAACAAUUUCAUGCCAAAUCAAAUUGUAUAAUUCAUUUAGCAAUAAAUUUUAAAUGAUUUAACCUCCCGA
This is a messenger RNA of Chironomus riparius, 2033 nucleotides long. The record is from the annotation of a GenBank genome assembly. NCBI's taxonomy places the organism in Eukaryota, Metazoa, Arthropoda, Insecta, Diptera, Chironomidae.